CCAUGGCGGGCGGCGCGGCCUUGCUCCUGCUCCUGCUCCUGCUCCUGCCCCUGGCCGCCGCCGAGCCCCCGUUCGCCGAGGACGAUGGCGGCUCGGAGGCGGCGGAGGAGCCCCGGGGCGGGCGGCCGCUGCCGGGUCUGAAUGCCCUUGAGUCCAUGGAGCUAGAAUUUGGAGUAUGCACAGUUACAUGUGGGAUUGGCAUUCGAGAAGUUCUGUUAACGAAUGGAUGCCCUGGGAGUGAAACAAAAUGUAUUGUCGGUGUGGAGGAAUGCCACGGGCCAGUGGACUGUGGAUUGGGAAGACCAAUUUCUGAGAACUCUGCAAGUGUGGUGAUGACUUGUAUUUAUAUACCUCCUGAAAAUCGAUUUAAAUACGUUUGGAAGAUCUUAACUCCAAACCAGCCAGCACACAUUCUUCCCAAUGAUUCAGCUGUUAUGGAAGUGCGCAGAGAUACGCAUCCAAUUACUUACCAGUGUGAAACUCAAGGAAAUGACAGUGUAAUUGCCUCUGUAAAAUACACAGUGAACGCAACAACUGAGCUGCAAACAAAUCAAUCAAAGAGAAUAGACACAGGACAAUCAAGGAAAAAAAGGGCAGACGCCAUUCUGGUGUUUUGCCUGGUAACUGGAAUAAUUUUCACUGUUGGUGUGAUCUUUGCCAUCAUCUUUAUCAUUCUUCACUGGGCAAUUUUUAAAACUGUUUUGGGUUCAAAAAAUGGGCAAGAUGGCGAGGAGGAAAAGCUGACCAACAAAAGUUCCCAGGGUAGCAUGUAAGCACACAUCCGGAAGGACCCACUGGGUCAUCUGCUCUGAUCUUGUGUCUGCAAGAGGCUCUUCCCUGUCUCUCUAUUACUCCCAUGCUGAGCCUGGUAGCUCAACUGAAGUUUGUGUUUACGUGAAAAGCACCGAGCCUUGUUUGGGGAACACGGAAAGACUGGAAGCCCAGCACUCGGCAAUUUGUUCCAGAGGUUUAUUGCCUUCUAUCCUAAAUAAGAACUGCUCUACUUUCAAAACACGAACACAUCUGGUCUCAUCUCACAGCCGCUGGUUUUUGGUUUUGCUAAAUUCAGCAGUCGCUUAGUGCUUCAUAUUUUUUCUUCAUGGGAAAAUUUUUAUUCACUAACACACUCUAAUCAAUCACUUCUCGGUCUUCUUUUAUGAUGAAGCUUCUUAAAAGUCAUCUCAGAAGCCUUUCUCUCUUGAACUUAGACAUUUUUUAUGACUCCCUUUUUGACAGCUUCUGUUUUUUUCAGCAUCGUCUCUUCAUCCAAGAACAAUAUAUGCCCUAUGACACUGAUAGCCAUGUUCAACUGCUUGCUGUAUCCACAUCCUAAACUCUUCGCAGAGUCGCAUAUUCAUAAAACACAGUUCCUCAUUACAUUGAUACACCCUACCGUCUGUGGUCCUGGACCAAUUUCUCAUUUGGCCCUGGUAAAUCACACAGGGAAGAGUUAUUCCUAUAUGUUCCUGACUAUGCCAUAUAUCUGUCCCAUCUAUGUUUAUGUCUACUUCCAUCUUCAUGUCCUCCACCCACUUCAGUAUUGGAGCUCAGCCACUAUUUAGAGAAUUCAAAAUUCAUUGGCCUGGAUGUGAAAAGAUGGUAAUAAGAACACAACCCUGAAUCCUGUUCAGUUUGAAGAGUCUACCUGUGUCUGCAUUUUGCAUUACAUGGUUGUAUGCUAAAAUUACAGAAGAAGCACAGGUCACCUUUUCACCACAUGUAGCCUCUUAGCAGAAAGGCUGAAUAAAGGCAGGUCCCUGAUUCCUCUCCUGUCACACCCCAGGAGUCUCUCAUGUUUCUGCACACUGGUGCAAAUUGAAUAGAUGGAUGGGGCAUAGGAUGUAGGGAGAAACCCUGCAUGUUAGUCCUCAGCCUGGUAGCUGAUGUACUUUCCUGGAAGACACAAGCCUUUUCUUCAGCUGAGAGAACGGUUCUUUGAUCGCUGUGCCAGUGAGCAACACAGCAAGUUAGUUAAUAAGGAGAACAGUCCACAAAACUGCACUCAGAAAUGCUUUUGGGUGCUUUGUCAGGCAGGCAUUGCCUCUUCUCUUUGUAGGAGACCUCUCUUGCUCCAUUGCCUCCUGACUCGUACAAAUUGCCACAUGAGGCAUGCAUUUGGUGAAGCUCUCCUUGCCAUCUACCUGGGGCUAGUCUUGGGUAGACAGGAUUGAUUCUUCAUGUUGUCUUUCAUUCUCGGUAUGAAAUACGUGUUUCAGCAUCUUUAAUAAUG
This is a messenger RNA of Oxyura jamaicensis (ruddy duck), 2230 nucleotides long. It is a transcript of the gene SPACA1, whose product is annotated as sperm acrosome associated 1. Lineage: Eukaryota; Metazoa; Chordata; Aves; Anseriformes; Anatidae. Gene Ontology annotation, cellular component: acrosomal membrane. The record is from RefSeq and is a predicted model, not a curated record. Gene Ontology annotation, biological process: acrosome assembly. The transcript has 8 exons. The coding region runs from base 3 to 773 and encodes 256 amino acids.